Cercospora beticola is the source of this 2625-nucleotide messenger RNA. RefSeq names its product N-alpha-acetyltransferase 35, NatC auxiliary subunit. Gene Ontology annotation, biological process: N-terminal peptidyl-methionine acetylation. Lineage: Eukaryota; Fungi; Ascomycota; Dothideomycetes; Mycosphaerellales; Mycosphaerellaceae. Gene Ontology annotation, cellular component: NatC complex. The record is from RefSeq and is a predicted model, not a curated record.
CGCUUUUACAAACAACAUGCCAGUCACAAGUUCACGCAUGUGCACAUGGUCAUAGGAUGCCUCUCGAGGAUGACGACGAUGCACUUGCCAAAGACCUCUCUGUUCACCCGAACGGGGCACCUGAUAACGCCACCGCAGCGACUUCAAGACUGCUCCAAGAAGCACAAGCAAUGAUGGAUCAACAGCAACGGCGGCCUUCCGCUUUCGUCAGCCACAGAAGCGUUCAAGAUGUCACGUCCAAUUUCAUUGCUGCAAGUGGCCAGUUGAAGGCGGGCGAGUUGGUAAAGGAUGAGUACUUCACGUUGUUUGAAGCGGUUGGUGCUCUCGAGAUCAUGGAUCCGAAGAUGGAUAGUGGUUUCGUUGAGCCCACCGACACGUUCGAGCCGGAGUGGAAGGUGAUAGAUGAGGACGAGAUAGGUGGCGAAGAAGCCCUGUGGAUUAUGGACGAGCUUAUGAGGUUGGAGAUGCUUUUCCAUGAAGGAUAUCCUCUCUCACAGAAUGUCUUCACUUCAUUACACAUAUUCCGAUUGGUUGAUCCGGGCAAUACUUACCCUUACAAUCUGACUUCAUCGAAAGGAAAUCCUUCUGUCACACAAAGGAUCCUUCGAAUAUACUGCCUGGCUGUGGUAAAGUCCUGUCAGCUGGUACUCGAAUGCAUUCAAGCCCAGACGUACUACGAGGAGGAGGAUUUCGUGACCUACCUCUUUGGCAGGGAACUAUGCCCUAACAUCAGUGUUGACGAGGUCACUCAGUCGCUAUCUGAUAUCAUCACUGAAAUGCUGGAGGACUGCAAGAAGGAUCAGAGCGAAUUCGAAAUCGGGCUCGCAGUGGCCCUUAUACAACGACUCGAGAUCCGCUACCAUCUACUCUGCAGUUUGGAACGGAUUCCAGAAAGCGCAGCAACCGUGUCAUACUGGACCCGACUACGAGAACAAUUCAACCAGGCUACAUCGAACCAUACUCUGGGGAAAGCUCUCCCAUCUGCGUUCUCGCACAAAGUGCAACGUCAACUCGCGUCAAGCACACCACCAAGACCAAUGCCAGAAAUGACAUGGGAAGAAGCUCAACAGAAGUGGAUUCGUCUAUGCGACGAUAUCCUUGCUGGGUACAAUGUCACAGCAUCUGACAACGUCAAGAGUCCUCAUCUCCUGCAAUCGGCAAUCUGGAGCUUCUCAAGUAGGAACCCAGCUCCCAACACAUUCGCGCGCGCUAAGCUCCAAGAAUUGAUCACCUCUGACGAAAAAGUUGCGGAAGAUGUAUCACAUUUCGAUCUCAUGCUCGCAGAUAUCCGAGAGCUAGUGUUGCCCCAAGACCCUCUCGCAGAUCCAGCCAGCUUCAUGGUAGAGGCGACGCACGAUAUACGACAUCGAACAUCUCGAAUCCUCGAAGAUUUCAUGAUUAAAGCAUUCGGCGAAUAUCUCAACCUCUAUCGCGUAAUCUGCCAGAACCGUGAUAGGAUGCGAAGAUUAUUCACGCAGUCGAUCACACUGUUUGACGAGAUGGAGGUCCUUGCGCUCGAGGCUGACGAUGAGAUCAUGAAGAUCACUUCUCCCCAAAUCGCAUCGCCGGAACAGUCUGAGGCAUACUAUGCAAUCUGGACCUGGACCAGGAUGUACAAGCUGCGUCUGGUUCAAUGGAGCAUCCAGCUCGGAUUUGAGUCCGACUUGUACCAGGAUGAUGGCGUCUAUCAAAUGUAUGAUGUGCUCACAUCGGUAUUUGCACAGAUUGAGAAGUCCACUCGAACGAGCAUUUUGUCUGCGAUGGCACAGGCCAAGAGCAGGAAACGGCAUACCUCGCUCGUGGCGCGAGAGAACAGCAUUAGGUGGCUAUCAAGUUUGCAGCAAGAAGCACACGCUCAACAGAACCUGGCUGUGGUGCUUGCGACUUUCUGGGAGUUCCUGUCGAAAGUGGACCUCCUCCCACUGGCCGAACAACGGCCUUAUCACAAUGAACAACGACAGUAUGAGGCGAGAAUGAAGCCUUUCAUCAAAGUGCAGUAUCAAGUCAUACCGAGCCUUGAUGACUUACGAAAGUGCAAAUCCAAUCGAGCAGCGCAUGCUUAUAAUCCGACAGAACUCCAAUCACAUUUAGAGGCGAUAAUGGGUUUCUCGAGAAAUGCUUCUCAUCAGCGGACGAUUCUCGAGGAGCUGAAGCAGGUGAGAGAUGCGACUCCCAAGGAGGAUUCGUUCCGACUCCAGGAACUCAAGCAUCUCGAAGCAACAUGCUGGGCGGUUAAGAUCGCUCUCGGACAACUUGUCAGUAUUUGCAAGAAGGCCGGGAAAGAGCAUGAGUCGAGCCCUCGGCUAUCACUGAAGGGAGUGGUGACGGUGACAUUGCCCGAGGCCAAAGAGAGGAAGCAUGUGUGGUGGGUUGUGCCGAAGAUCGUCGAGGUAGACGCACCUUGAUAUAAUCAAUCUGAAGAUGAGGAGAAGAGAUCUACUCGCAAUGAUACCGAGAUGAAGGUGGCAGUGUGCAUGAACACAUUGAUCGCCCCCAUCCGAUGCUUCCUUUCAUCUGGUGCUGGAGAUCACGGAUGGCUGUUCCAGAUUGAUCCAAUGUACGUGCAGCCUGCAGUCAGCUGGGUGCGAUCCCAGUGCCAAGGAGGUAUCGUGUUUGGCGCCAUAU